GGACUGGUGGUGUAUCCCUCACAUCUGGUCAUCAAGGAGUACCCCAUGGUCAAGUCCUUGCACACCGAUCCGUUCUGAUGGAAGCAGUUGGAGGGUGUGGAGGAUGUGUUGGAGGAUGGAGUGCUGAGUCUGUUGCUGCAGUCAGUAGACAUGCUGGCUGCUGGCUGACGGAGUGUACUGUGGUCCCGUUGAUUUCACUCUCAGCAAUGACUCCAAGAAGACCAUAGCAGAGUACCAGGAUCAAAAGAUAUUGAUUGAGAUACUGGGGAGGGAUGUGAGUGCAUGGCCAAGGUGAGGCCCAGAUCUUUACAGAGGAUCUAUUUACCCAAGAACAACUUGUCAACAAUUCCUGUAGAUGUCGUCAUCAGUGAGGUCAGUGUUAGAUACCAAUUUGCUGCUCAGGUGUCUGUUGUACCUGCUGGCUGGCAUCUCCACUUUGUCUCUCCUGGUAACCAAGUCUGUAUGUGCUUGGUGGUGUAUCCUGAACAUUUGAAGAUCCAGGAGAACUCUGUCACCAAGAACCUGCAAAUGAAUGUCAUUGGGUGGCUGAUGGCAGCUCCUCAAGUGAACCCAGAGAUCACUGGGCUAAUAAAGUACAGUAUGAUGGGUGCCUUGGAGAAGCUGUGCCUUGAGUUGAAGGCUGCAGUUACCUUCAGAAAAGAGCAAAGCUGCAACAAGUCAUCCAAGUACUUUGUCAAGAAGGUUUAUGUUGAAGGCAACCUCCUGCACUGCUCUCAGGAGAACAGUGGGACUCAUGGAUGCCUCCAAGACCCACAGAGGAUUGGAAGGCAUAAAUUCAAUCUUGGAUAACUAUUGACAUUUAAAACUGGUGACUCCAAUUGUCAGAUUGUAGGUGGGAAAGUUUAAAGGGUUGAUUGAUGGGAACAUUGUUGAUCUUAAUUUUUUUUUGGUAAAGUACUGUAAAUCACAUGCAUGUGAAGUUUCAAAUGGAUGAAAUAGCAUGAAUCGUAUUGUAGUUGAAUUGUUCUUUGUAGCUGGAAAAAAAAUUAGGGUUGAUUAAUGGGGAAACUAUUGUUCAAAAUCCUUUUAUUGUAAACUAGAUCAUGUACAUAGUUGUGAAUUUUUUUUGGGAAUGAAAUAGCAUGAAUGAUAUUGUAGUUGUUUGUGUUGUACUAUGGGUAAACCACUGGAAAAAAUGUAGUAGUUGUGAACAAAAUUGGAUUAACUAAACAUCCCUGAGGUUGUAGUUGCGAAAUUUUGGUGUAAAUUAAUGUAAACAAUGAAAUAGUUACUUAAUCAUUAAAGUUUUAAUCUUAUAUUAGGAGUCAUUGGAAAUUAGCUAAAAUAAACACCCUUAUAUCAUCUUAACCCUAUAAUGACUAACCAACUUUCCUCUCAAAUCAUAGCAUAGUUUUAACACAAGUAAGCAGUGCACAGCUUUGCCAAAUGUUGUCAUAAAUCUGUGUUGGAAAUAUAGUCUUCAUCAAGCAUUAUUGUUGUGUGAGUUAUCAUUGCUGUCAUGUGUUGUUUUAAGGAGACACUGAUUUUGCAGUUUUUUUUUUUUUUUUUUUUUUUUUC
Molecule: messenger RNA, 1539 nt
Organism: Scylla paramamosain (green mud crab)
Lineage: Eukaryota; Metazoa; Arthropoda; Malacostraca; Decapoda; Portunidae
Exons: 6
Coding region: 283-810 (175 amino acids)
Source: RefSeq, a predicted model, not a curated record